GCAGGAAGAUGGUGGCCGCAAAGAAGAUGAAAAAGUCGCUGGAGUCCAUCAACUCGAGGCUCCAGCUGGUCAUGAAAAGCGGCAAAUACAUGCUGGGCUACAAACAGACCCUGAAAAUGAUCCGACAAGGCAAAGCCAAGUUGGUCAUCUUAGCCAACAACUGCCCAGCCUUGAGGAAAUCAGAGAUUGAAUAUUACGCUAUGUUGGCCAAAACCGGCGUACAUCACUACAGUGGCAAUAACAUUGAAUUGGGUACAGCAUGUGGGAAGUACUACAGAGUAUGUACACUGGCUAUCAUUGAUCCAGGUGAUUCUGAUAUCAUUAGAAGCAUGCCAGAACAGACCAGUGAGAAGUAAACUGUACAAAAAUAUACUUUAAUAA
This is a messenger RNA of Trichosurus vulpecula (common brushtail), 381 nucleotides long. Its product is annotated as 60S ribosomal protein L30-like. NCBI's taxonomy places the organism in Eukaryota, Metazoa, Chordata, Mammalia, Diprotodontia, Phalangeridae. Gene Ontology annotation, molecular function: structural constituent of ribosome; RNA binding. The transcript has a single exon. The record is from RefSeq and is a predicted model, not a curated record. Gene Ontology annotation, cellular component: cytosolic large ribosomal subunit. Bases 9 to 356 code for a protein of 115 amino acids.